AUGUCCUCUGCUCAUGAUGCCACGACCAAGAUCUCCAUUGACAAGUUCGACGGCGACAACUACGCGACAUGGAGCCGCUACAUGCGUGGCGUGUUCCUGACCAAGUCGACGUGGCACGUGGUGAACCGGGAGACGUCGCCGACCUACGCGGACGAUCGCGCCAGUGAUGAGUACGUCAAGACGAACACCAUCGCGUUCGGACUGAUGCUGCUUCACAUGAGCGCGGACUACCAUCACAUCGUCGAUGACUGUGAGGAGGCGUGGGUUGCGUGGGCGCGUUUGAAGACGCUGUACAGCGGGUCGCAGAAGGCUGGGCGCAUCUACUUGAAGCGCCAGCUGUUCAGCAUGGAGAUGGCGGACAAUGUGAUGCAUCAUUGCAAUGAAGUCCUCAACAUCAGCGCGAAGCUCAGCAGCAUCGGCGCCAAGAUGGAGGACGAGGACGUGGCGAUCUGCUUGUUGCGCAGCCUCCCCAAGAGCUACGAGAACGUCGUUCUCAACUUGGAGAUGAGCAGCGCGGAACUGCGAUCGCGAGACGUCGUGAGAGUGCUCACGAAUGAGCACAUCAAGAGGCAAGGUGACAAGACGACAUCGGUGAAGACUGAAGACGCGGCGAAGGCGUUCAGUGCCGAGCGUAAACCUCGCCAGUGUACAUACUGCGGGAAAUUGGGGCACACGGCGGAGCGGUGCUGGACCAAGCAGAAGGACGAAAAUCAAGGUGGAGCUCGACGCGGCGGCAACAAUGCUCGUGGACGCGGAGCCAACAACGUUCAGUGGCGAACCAACAGCAACUACGACGACAACUACGAUCGAGUUGCAUUCGCGGUUUCGCUGGAGUCUGGACUUUCGACGGGCAAGAAUAUGCCAGGGAUGUGGGCAGUCGACAGCGGUGCGACGCAUCACAUCUGCAACGACAAGGCCAAGUUUGCAAUCCUAAAUGAGCGAGAGGAAGGCGAACUAUCAGUGGCUGAUGGCAGCAAGGCUGCGAUCAAGGGUGUGGGAACCAUCAUGGAACGGGUGGUUCUGCCCAAUGGUGACGAACGCGACAUCGAGAUCAAGGACGCGCUGUUCGUACUAAGUAUGAGCAAGAAUCUGCUUUCGGUGCCACAGAUCAAGAAGGGUGGCAAAUUCCAAGUCGUGUUCGAUGGGUCCAAGAUGCAAGUGAAGCGCAAGAAUUCCACACAACUCGUGGCAACUGCAGAUCUUGUCGAUGGACUUUACUGGCUGCGGAAUCCUCAACGAUCGGCAAAUGUAGCAACACGCAAUGGGACUAUCGACUUGCAUGCGCGCAUGGGUCAUGCACCCCUUGAAGUUCUGCGCAAGAUGGUGGCCACCGGCAUGAUCAAGGACGCCAAGGAACCUCUCAACUAG
This is a messenger RNA of Peronospora matthiolae, 1368 nucleotides long. The record is from the annotation of a GenBank genome assembly. Lineage: Eukaryota; Oomycota; Peronosporomycetes; Peronosporales; Peronosporaceae.